Messenger RNA from Pyricularia pennisetigena, 834 nucleotides. RefSeq lists its product as uncharacterized. The coding region runs from base 1 to 834 and encodes 277 amino acids. The transcript is spliced from 3 exons. NCBI's taxonomy places the organism in Eukaryota, Fungi, Ascomycota, Sordariomycetes, Magnaporthales, Pyriculariaceae. The record is from RefSeq and is a predicted model, not a curated record.
AUGUGCAGACGCAGGGCUGGCGUUGGCACUUGCAGAUCACUGCUCUCGCUAAAGCCAACAUCAGACGAGUUCCCAGCUGGGGGGCUCGUCGUUGUCCUGUACUGUAGAGAUGAUGGCGUCGGCUUCCCGUCCCGCGAACCCAGAGCCACAAACCACAAUCUGCGGCACUGGCACAGCCGCUAUCUAUUACCUACCUUGUCCGCAUCCACCGGCUCCUCUCGCCUAUGCCCCGGCGCACGCGUGGCUGGUUCGAGACUUGUCGUCACUCGUCACCAACACCCGCCCGCCACCUCCACGGCAGCCUACUGUACUGUACCUCGGUCUUCGGUCCAUGCUGCAUGCCGGCCAAUGCACUUAAUUGCCUUGCAGAUAAGCCAACACCACCGAGACUCCCGUAGAGUCGCCGAAUUCCUAUCGCGGUCACUUGGCCUUGAUGAUGCGGCAACGUACGCGUGCAUGGCAGGCGGCGCCGAGCCUCUCGAUGUCAUUGAAAAGAUGGAGCAACCUGUCGCCUUCAAGGCUCCCAACGGCUUUCGGCCCCAGAUCAACUCUUGCGUGCUCAGUGGUCCGCAGGCUCCGCUUCAGGGCACCCGCACACUGAAGGAUUAUUCAGACAACCUUGAAGCUAGCAGCAUUCUUACGAAUACGGUUGUCAGCACAGGGGUGGUGAGCACCCAAGCCUGGACUGCCGAUGCUUGUGCGGCAGCCAACGAUACACGUACAUAUGCAGCAACGGACAAGUAUCCCAAUUCACACCCAAUCAAUAUACGACUGGAAGUUUGGAAUGCUCGUUUUCUCAGCUGGAUGGUCAAGUCGGCAUACGACUCGACAUGA